GUUGAUUUGAGCGAUGUGCUUUCAUCCCACCUUCUUGACCGAUUUUCUUCGGGGCCCCAUCCCCGACACCCAGCGCCUGGAUUUUUUCGAGACGCGGCCCCCGACUUCUCGACCACUUCCUCCCUGGCCGGUUUUUCAUCCGAGUAUUUUUUUUUCAUGGUCCCGAAACCCAGUGAGGGCACCGAGAGGCCGAGGACAAAACUUUGUCUCGAUUUAUUCGCGACGCCAGAUGUCUGGGACCAGCUCGGACCCCCUGGCCGCCUCCGACGUCCAGCUCCCGGUCCACGCCGACGUGGGGAGCGUCGAGCUGGACGUCAGCGCGGACUGUGCCGAGCUGUCUCUGGUGGCCGGCGCCGAGGCAGGGUCCCUUCGUGUGCCGCUGCCGCACCGCGUGGAUCCCUCGCGGGCUGGCCCCGCGAAGUACCACAGGACUGGAGCCGGCUGGGGGUCUGCGGUGGCCCAGCCAAGGACAUCAUCACGGCUGGUGCUGGAACUACCUCGAGCUGCCCACAUCUGAAGCUAUUGCGCGGUGCCCGAUUUUUUUGUCUUGUGCACUGACGGUGCAGUCACGUUCGCUUUCCGACUCAUCAUCUCAUAGGGGUGAGCUGCGUGAUCAAUAGUCUUGGUGUCGUUGGCGCAAGAGAUUUGCGCUUACAAGUUGAUCCAUUCAUGAAUUCGUGCCACGCCACGUCCUGCCCUUGCCAAUGGGCGGCGUCCUACAGCACCCCCCCCCCUCGAGCUGGAGUGGACUCGCUUUUCGGCCCUCGCCCGCUUACGAAGUGGUUGCAGCAAGCCCACGGGACUUGAACAUGCCGCUGCCAGCCAAACUCCUUUGCUGUUUUUUGUUAGCUUCCGCAUCUCUCUUCUGCGUGCUGAUUGUUUUGUUAGGCCGUCUCUGACGCCCCGAUUGCAAGUUCGGAUUCGGCCGCCACACUGGAUAGCAGGCGCGCCGGUGCCAAGCAUAUGGUAAGUAGAGCUGUUACAUCCAGGGAAGUAGAGCCAGAUGCGGCAUCAGCCGAGUGAAAAAAUAUGAUGCGCCAGUUUUUUGUAUCCCGUCGUCUUGAAUUUACACGGCCAUCUCCAACGGGAUCAGAUCGCGUGUGAUGUUCCCAAGCUAUGUGAAUAGAACCGUAUCCUACCAGUCCACGUCACUGAUGGGAGGGCUGGGAUAAUGGGCCAUGCAGUGAGGCGCGGGACGGCCUUACCAAGUUCGG
Molecule: messenger RNA, 1214 nt
Organism: Prorocentrum cordatum
Lineage: Eukaryota; Dinophyceae; Prorocentrales; Prorocentraceae
Source: the annotation of a GenBank genome assembly